Molecule: messenger RNA, 2263 nt
Organism: Vitrella brassicaformis
Lineage: Eukaryota; Vitrellaceae
Source: the annotation of a GenBank genome assembly
GUGCGGACGGGCACGCAGUGUACAUAUGCGGAUCGAUUCAGCCAUACAUGCAAUCGUCUGUCGGUCCACCCACCAUCACACCGUAGCAGCGAUACCCAGAACACAACAGUCACACUCAGGACAGAAUGCAAACACAUGAAGACACAGACACCCACACUAGAGGGCAUGGGACACAAAGACCUAGUGAGGUAGCGGUCGAUCAACACUACUAUGCAGCAAUGCAGGCACUCUGACGGGGCACAAUUGAUGGCACACAGACACGUGAGGACACAUCUCUGAAAGUCACACGCAGCAGCACCAAAAUGGAACAUGAAGGGCAGGAAGCGUCAGUACGUUUAAAAAACCUCCAACACCUCUAUCUCGUCAGUAUCGAACACCCCACCACCUCCCAAAAGCGCCCGACCUACUCCGUCCAUGUCUCCCUGGUAGCCAGCAGACACAUCCUCUGCGCUGAUGAAUUGAUGACAUCGGUUGAGGUCAUCCCCGGCCCGACCCACUCCCGGUGGCCACCAUCCUAGCAGCAGAUGCCCCCCAAUGAAAAUGUAGCACUGCCCAUACGCGGCGCUUGACAGGCUGCUGUUCCUCCCCGCCACAAGCAGGCUAGCUCUGGGGGCGUCGUGGCCUAUGAAUUUCCGAUUCGGAUCCCGGUUGAUUUCGAUUAUUGCUGGAUGGUCGCCGAGUUGAAAGUAGCACACCCGACACUGCCACAUGGCUUGCUGUGCUGGCGGUUCGGGCAUGGUGAAGUCGACGAAGCAUGCAAAGCGGCGUUCACGAUUGCGGACCCUCACACGGAUUGCAAAGAGGAGGGGGCCGUGGCCAACCACUCGGUCCAGGAGGUCUACAUGUCUCCAGCCGUCUCGAGAUGCACUGCAUUACGAAAAGACUCUAGACCAUUUCACGUCUUUAUUUGUGCAGUAGCCUACCGAUAGAGAAGCCGGAAUGACUUGGGUGCCCCCAGGCCGUUACAAAUGACUCUCAUGUCCCGCACACCACGGAUGACCUGCCAGCAACAUGUUACAGAGGUCUUGCAGCGACACUUUGCGUGCCUCACCUGGCUGUUGCAGCUCGGCCGGAAGAAGAAGGACGUGAGCGAGCAGCCACCCAGGAUCGCUGACAGGGCUAUUGCUACCUGUAUACGACGCAGAGAGGCUUUUUGCAAUGGUCGACCGAGUCUGUUGCUGAACACCUACCAGCGUGCUGUUGUCGGUCUCCCUGCUGUCUCCUGAAUCGCCGAUCAGCUCGCGCACGCGUACACCUUGCUGGUCGAAGAGGCACGUUGUGCUGUUCAUCACGAACAGGUCUCCGGCGGCAACUUUCACGGUCAGGUAUUGGAGGCUCAGGCGGCCCUCGUCACACAUGAGUCGGUUGCGGCCAUGGAUGAUGAGAAUUGUCUCGUCCGACGCGCCCUUGAUAGUCAGGUUGCGCUCAGGGAUGGACAUUUGGUGAUAACACGUCGCUGGUGCCCCAUCGCUGCAUCUGUGGGUCGACGGCUGGGCUCCCAUGUUGAUGUGCAUGCUGGUGUUAAUUUCGUGGUAGCCGCUCGUCAAGUAGAUGUGGCGGGCUGACGCGUUGCCGACUAGUGGUGCCUCGAUUGCGGCCUCCAGCGUCUUGCAGAGCCUCCCAUCGUGUUCCGCCUCAAGUUCCCAAAUGUGGUGCUUAGCGUCUUCAUCACUCACCACCACCAGCCAGCCCUUCUUCAGCAAAUCCUCGGCGUGGCUCCUCUCCCUCAUUUGCAUGUCCUUGAACGCAUUGUCUGCUGGAGCGCCGAGGUUGGAGGCGACAGUGGUGUUGAGCUUGCUCCAGCCGGCUGAGUGGCAGGUGGCCAACAGGACAAACCCCAAGGCCACAGUCAGGGUGAGGCAUAUGAACGACCACUUCAGCAGCCGCUUGAGGUCCUCGGCGUGUCUGCUGAUAGCCGCCUUGAGAUCUGCCGCGUGUGUGUUGAUGGUCACCAACGCCUGCUCUAUGCCGCCCUUCACAAUGGCGUUGAAGGUGCCAACAUGAGCAAGGAACGUCUCCAGGAGGGGAAUCAGCCGGCCGAUGGUAACUUCGCCCGAUCUCCUGCCGGAACUGCCGUACCUGCUCCACCAACCGGCCUACCGCAUCGCCGCCGACUUCGUGGCCCGUGUUUGCCAGACGGCGAGAGCCACGGCUGACAGCACGAGCCGUCACAGCACCCCCCACAACAGUGGCAGCUGCCGUGAGAGCUGGCACUAACCACCACACCAUCCUCGAGAAGCCGUGGGGCUCUCCUCUGCUUUUU